Messenger RNA from Pelagomonas calceolata, 918 nucleotides. NCBI's taxonomy places the organism in Eukaryota, Pelagophyceae, Pelagomonadales, Pelagomonadaceae. The record is from the annotation of a GenBank genome assembly.
AUGCGACGCGCAAUCGUAUUGCUCCUAUCCGGGCACGCACAAGCCCUCUCGACGCCGCCGACGCGCCUACGCCAGCGAUCGACCCGCCGGAGCGCCGCAAGCACCGCUGCACCCACUCAGAGCAAUGCCUACCGCCUCGCCUCGGCGGCCUCCGUCGCGGCCUGGUCCGCCUGCGCCGUCACGGCGCUGUCGCGGCAUCCGACGCUCGCGCUGCCUGCGGCGCACGCGCGCCUGUCCAUCCUGCAAGCGUUGACGCCGCUACCGCUGCUGACCGCGUCGUUCGAGGCCGCUCCCGAAGACCGCACGGUGCAGCUCGGCCUCGCCGCGGCGUCGGCCUGGCUCUGUGCUGCCGUCGUCUUCGCGCCGCGUUUCACGGCCACGGCGGCGGCGCGCGCGCCCGGCCUCGCGCACAUGGCGCACUCCGCGGCCAUCACCUACCCCGCGCCGCUGCGGGCAGUUGCUGCCGCUGUCCACGGCAGCGCGGCACUGCUCUGCGGCGCGGCCUACGUGUCGUCGCCGAACACGAAGCGGAGUUCGCAGUCGACGGUCUGGCGGGCCGUCGCGCUCGCCUUCGCGGGCUGGGCGCUCGUCGCGGCGGUGGCGCCGUUCCCGCUCGCGACGCUGCCGACGAUGCUGGGCCGGCGUCUCUCGCGGGCCUUUGGCGCUUUUUCAGUGCUAUACGCGGCGGCGGCGCUCUCGCUCGCGACAGCUGAUCAAAAAGUGCUCCGCCGCGGUGUCGCGCGCGCGGCCGCGGCGCACUGGGUCGCCGUCGGCGCGAAGGUCGUCGUGGAGCGCAAUUGCCUCCGCGAGUUCUACCCCGCGGCGUUCUCGCGGCCCGUCGCGUCAGUCGCAGCGCUGGGGACGUUUGCGGUGGCGCUUUUUGUGGCUGCUGGACGGCGUGAGAAUGGGGUGCGUUAA